AUGGCUCCAGAGUCAUUUGGUCGAGUCGCGCCGGUCGAGCGGAAAAUGCCGGCAGCCAUGGCGCCUCCCCAAGCACCCAACCAGCCGCCGCCCUCAACGCUGGCCGCGCAGCUCGUCGAGAACUUUUCUGCCUCGGUACGGUCAUCCCGCGCUGCUGACGAGACCGCAGAGCUGCAGAAGUUCUUGCCGGUGAUAGAGCGUAUAAAAAACGAUCCUGAGCUGCUCAAGACGGCCCAAGACCGCAUUGAGCACAACCACAUGCUGAUAUACGUGUUUGGGCUCAUCUCGCUCGACGGCCUUAAAUGGGGCGAUCCGUUCGUCUCGCGUGCUCAAAUCGAGCAGCUCGAGGGCGAGACCCUCAAGGCCGUCAAUUUUCUUAAAAUGACCAUCCGCGAAACCCCUGCAGUCCUUGCUUACGUCGCCGAGGAGGGCACCUUUCUCUUCCGCAAGAGCGAGCCUCUGUGGCUUUGGAUCUUGCCAAGGGUCUUGAGGCUCCUCGGCAUGGAGAUGGCUGCUGCCUUAUCCAGUCCCAUCGAGGAGCUUUGCCGCUUUAUUUUGCUUACUUCGAACCAGCACUGCGAUCUGUGGGGCCAUACUGCUGGGAUUCUGCGCUACCUACAAGGAUGUGUUGACUCUGUUUUGGGCCACCUCUUUGAAUCUCCUCUCAUCAGUGUAAAAUCUGCUUUCUCCUCAAAACUUCCCACCAACGUUUUCCUACCAGACGCGUCCUUCCAGGACUGCACCUACAAGGUAGCUAGUGUGAAACAUGCACUCGGGAACGCAUGGUCUGUACUUCGUACAAUAUGCAGCGCCGUCGUAUCGACCAGCCAACCUGAGCUGGCUCUUGCUUCACCUUUUCAACAGACCAUACCCUGGCUUGUCGAUUCGUUACAGUCCUACUACGCCGUGUAUGAAAGCUAUGCAAACGGCUUGGAUAUUAAGUCGGUUGCAAUUCUAAAAUGCCUCGUGGAUUUAAUAUCAUCUCAGUUCGCCUCAUCAGAUGACUCAAGCCGCGACCUUUACUAUAAAGCGCUUAGUGUCUUGGCUCUUUUGUGCGGCCGCCUUCUGGAACCGGCCUCAGAGCUCUUCGCCACCGAUGAUAAUGGUGUAGCGGCCAGGAAAGUCUUUAGUUUUGCUCUUGCCUACAUCAGUCAUGCUGCAGUUAGAUGUAAACCAAUUAGCCGGCUUGCCGUUUCCCAGAUACUCAACCCAUUAGGCACACUCGCCUCGCAGAUUAAUGACCUUGGACCUGGCACAGACAUUACGCAUUGUAUAAGCCUCCUGAAAAAUGCGACCUCUAGUAUAGAUCCUGGGAGCUUCCACGCCGGCAUCGAGCUCGACAGUUUUGUCGAACCAACACUCAGGCAAUGCGUUGCAAACCUAAAGCUUUAUGAACAGCCUGCCGGUGCAUCUCAGCCAUCGGCUAAGCGCAGGAAACUUUCAGCAGAACCUAGACUGCUACCUCACCUCCUAAACUCCAUCUGCAGAAUCUUCAAUGCCGAUGAUCUGCGAGACUAUACCUUGCUUGAGAGUCUUAUCUCAAAUGGCUUCUCGUCACUCGAUGAGCGUCAAGCUUGUCAAGUCCUCGAACUACUUGCCUACAUAUCCUGCGCUACCGACAAUACCCUGAUCAUGACCAGCAGCGCUUCCAACUCGCAAAAUUUGCACUGCACAUUUUGCUCAUCCUAUGACAGGGGACGGAAGACCCCACUGUGUCUCGACAUUAGCGCAAAGUCUAUGGUUGCCAAGGCCUUUGGGCGAAUCGUCAAGCUACCGUCUUUAACCAAUUCCAAGAAGUCCAGAGUCGUGGCGAUGAUGGCCUUGAGAAAAGUAGCGUCACAUACUAGAGACCCUGAUCUGCUGGAUUUGGAAAAGUCGGUGACUGGUCAUUGGUGCCUUCAGUCGCUGAACAGCUCUGUAAGAGAGCUGCGUAUCGCAGCUGGGAGAACCCUGGCCGCCUUUUUACAGGACUCUGAAACAGCAACGCCAGGGACCAGGGAUUUGGUUGCGCGGAACAAGUCGCUUGUAUUAGGUCUUCUGAAGAGUCUUUCCGACAAGAACGUUGCCCACUUGAACGAAACAUGUAUAAUGGCAUGGGGCCAAGUUGGGAUCAUUGUGUCCGACGAAGGACUGAGCUUAGUCCUCGUGAAACUACUCGACUUUCUGGGGCACAGCAAUACAAUGAUUUCAGCAUUUGCUUUCAACGAAAUACUUAACCUUGCUGCUGCGCGUAAAACAACGCCCCGGCGUUUAUUCGACCCAUUUUGGAGGAGUAUAGCCUUCUCAACCGUCAAAGACAUGAUAUCUAGGCCACAAACUACACGGCUCACCGCAGAGCUACUUCAAAUCAGCGUAUCCGAUCACUUGCUUUCGAUCCAGCAGUACGCCUUGCCAUGGCUUGUCUUGACCAAGAAGAAGGAGAUUGUACAGAAGAUUGCCGAGGCUCGCGGUGAGAAAGCUGCGUGGCAACCAAUUCUUGACUGCAACAAUCUUGGUUACAUUCUUGCAUUGCUACUUGUACAGGAGGUUCCUGAUACACACGAGUUUGUUUUAAGUAGCUUAAGGCAAAUAUCGUCGCACUUCAACAACACAGAACUGGCCGCCCUGAUCGCCGCAGAUCCUGUCCUUACAGUGCUGGAGCUCCUACGAGAUUCAGGUGAAGGUAACGAAGAGAAGAAAGCUCGCGUCCGCUCAGCCCUGUUGCUCAUGGCAGAGCUUACGUUUGACGACCAUCUGAAGCGAGAGUACAAGAAGAAAAAGGACAUGGUUGCUCGUUAUCUCCAAAUUCACGCGCUAGGUUUGACAGCACAUAUCGCUGAAACGCUGAAGGAGAGUUCAUCCACACAUUACCCCGUUCACGAGCAGAAAAGAUCCCUUCGAGCCAUGGAGGAAAUGAUCAAACUCUGUCGUUUCUACAUCAGAAUCGCCAGGCCUCAAGUCACUGCAUUUCUACUUACGGCUCUGGCAUACGACGAGCUUAGAUCCGCGGCCGUGUCCUGUUGGGCCGUGUUGCUCAAGAAUCUCGAAGAUGAUGACGUUGACGUUUUGCUGGAAACCACUUUCUUCAUAAUAGGCCAUUACUGGCACCUUUUUGAUGAAACAACCAAAACCGUCUGUCAGGAGAUACUGAACUCUCUCCUCACGAAUAACCAGGAUAUGCUCAAGGCAAAGAUCUAUGAGCUACCAUCUUUUGCUCAGCUCUCCGACCUUGUCGAUGUCGAAGCGCGUCUCAACUCCCUCAGGACUCCACUGGACACUAGAGGGGUCUUUUUGAUCUUUGCAAAGAGGAUCGGCAACGAAAACCCUGGCGUUGUUCUCCAAGCCCUCAAGGAACUAUCGCCUUACCUACGCACAAAUCAGUCAUACUUGCAGACCUCGGCCAUCAGUGAGAAGCCCGACAGUUCGGUCACAACCCUAACGCGGGCUCUGCUCGAUUGCUCGGCCAGAUAUAACAGCGUCCAUCUCGAGAUCAGUAGUCUAUGCGUCCAGUGCCUUGGUAACGUUGGCUGCCUUGAUUCAAAUCGACUUGAAACCGUUCGGGAGAGUCGCCAGUUUGUUGUCGCCAGAAAUUUUGAGGAUGCUGGCGAAACCACCGAUUUCGUCUUGUUCAUUCUGGAGGAGAUCUUGGUCAAGGCAUUUCUUUCGGCGACCGACACUAGCUUCCAAGGCUACCUAUCAUACGUCAUGCAGGAGCUUCUCGAAAGGACCGACUUCAAAACAGCUUACGCACUCAGAGGGGGCGAAGGCGAGCAUAUAUACCAGAAGUGGUUAACGCUGCCCGAGAGCGUACGGGAAGUACUACAGCCCUUUAUGAGCUCGCGUUACCGCGUCAAUGCGAUAGCGAACGGAAACAUCGAGUAUCCUCUUUUCCGCCCCAACAAACCAUAUGCCAACUGGCUCCGGACGUUCGUGUUCGAUUUGCUGCAUAAGGGACAGAAUCCUUUUGCUCAGAUAUUGUUCGAACCGCUGCGCCGUGUGAUCAAAGUGAAAGAUCCGAUUGUCUCUGAGUUUCUUCUUCCGUAUUUGGUGGUUCAUAUAGUGGUUGGGGAUGACACGGUCCAGAAAGACCGCAAGAAUGUGCUCGGAGAAUUGAAGAGCAUCCUGCAGCUGGAGCUGCCAGACAAUGUCUCAUACGCAGAGCGGGAUAAUAUGAAGCAAUAUUGCGAGGCAGCCUUCCGGGUUUUGGACUACUCCAUGCGAUGGCUGCAGGCACGAAAAGCACAAACGAAACAUGAGGACAGCCAUAGCCGCGAGGCAAUACGCAGAGUAGAGCAGCUGAUCAACUCAAUACCGGCUGACCUUCUCGCAAGACGAGCCAUGGAGUGCGGACAGUAUGCAAGGGCUCUGUUUCACCUGGAGCCACACGCGUCAAAGACGAGGGACAACGCCAAGGCGGACCCAGAAGAGACAAAGCGUUUGAUGUCCGAGCUGCAGUUCAUAUAUACGCAAAUCGAUGAGCCAGAUGGCCUAGAAGGCAUCUCAGCCAGCCUAGGCAUAGUCGAUCUCAACCAGCAGAUUUUGAGUCACCGAAAAGCAGGUCGAUGGUCACAGGCACAGUCGUGGUACGAAAUCCAGCUGGCGGAGGAGCCGGGAAAUGUGGAUGCUCAACUUGACCUCCUCAACUGUUUGAAGGAGUCUGGGCAAUACGAUGUCUUACUGAACUACGUAGAAGGCAUCAAGACAACACCAACUACGAUUAACAGGAUCGCUCCGUUCGCUGUAGAAGCGUCAUGGGCAACAGGCCGAUGGGAGACAGUGCAGAAGUACCUAGCCUCGUACACUGCGGGUGACACCACCGAGGUUUUCAACCUUGGAAUUGGUCAAGCCUUGAUAUGUCUCCGAGAAGGACGCCAUGACCAGUUUAAAGGCUACAUUCAGCUUCUCCGGGACAGAGUUGGCUCGUCACUAUCUUGGUCGACUACCUCGUCUCUACAAGCUUCUCAUGAUGCGAUGCUGAAGGCGCACGUACUGGCAGAUCUUGAACUCAUUGCAGAGAAUCAUGGAGUUGCUGAUGAUAAAACUGUGAAGCAGCAAAAUGUAUUGGCAACACUGAACCGUCGUCUGGCGGUCAUUGGUGCUUAUGUCAAUGACAAGCAAUAUGUUUUGGGCGUCAGAAGGGCAGCAAUGGAGCUGAUGCGGCCCAGAUUUGGCGAUGGCGAUAUAUCUUCGCUCUGGCUGACAAGUGCGCGCCUAGCAAGGAAAGCGGGAUCAAUGCAUCAGUCGUUCAAUGCCGUACUCCAUGCACACCGUUUAGGAGACGGACUGGCCACAAUCGACAACGCAAGACUAUUGUGGAAAGAGGGCAACCACCGCAAAGCCAUCCAAGUCUUGCAGAGCGCCAUCAAAGGCGAUAACUUUACAAGCGCGGGACUGAGCUCCGUCCCACCUCCAUCGAGCAAAAUUCUCGAAUGGGAGAAGAGGCUUCUGACCGCCCAGGCACAUCUGCUAUUAGCAAAAUGGCAAGAGUCUGCCGGCCAGACACAUACCAGUGCCCUCCGCCAGCAGUUCCAAACAGCAGCAAAAACGUUUUCGCCGUGGGAGAAGGGUCACUACUACCUUGGCCGCCACUACAAGAAGGUGCUCGAGUCAGAAGAGGCCCUCAAGCCUGACGACCAGAGCGACGAGUACCUGAGCGGAGAAACGGCCAAGUUGGUCAUUGAGAACUACAUUCGUUCUCUUAAUUAUGGAACAAAGUACCUCUAUCAGACACUCCCGCGGAUCCUUACUCUGUGGCUAGAACUCGGCGCUCGAAUAGAUAAGGCACCAGAGGGUAAGGUGUCGUUGUCGCGCGAGUUGUAUCAGCGGCGCAAGCAGCAGCUAGAGGAGUUGCACAAAUACCUUACGAAACACAUGCAAAAAAUGCCAGCAUACAUCUUUUACACGGCACUCCCCCAGAUUGUAGCACGAAUCGCCCACCCUCACCCGGGGGUCUUCCAACUGCUGCAAUCAUUAAUAGUAAAAGUCAUUGAUGCGCAUCCACGACAGUCGGUAUGGAGUCUGUUGGGCGUAAUGACCUCAAGGAUUCCUUCCGAGAGGCGCAACCGAGCUAUCCAGAUCAUUACGGUGCUGGUGAAAUUUGCCAACGGCCGGAAGGUGGAAGGUGCUAGCUUUGACCUUAAGCAGCUCUUGCGGAUGGGCGAGAGGCUAGCAGAACAGCUUUUAUCAGCAUGCAACAAUGGCGAUUUCCAAAGCAACAGGACAACCGUUGCAAGUCUCAGCCGGGAUCUAGGCUUCAACCCGAAAUGCACGCCGUGUCCUUUAGUGGUUCCUAUCGAAAAAACUCUCAUGGCGACUUUGCCAGCCCGGACGGAACAUGUACGGAAGCACAAGGCCUUCAGCCAGGACCUGAUAACUUUGGAUUCGUUCCUCGACGAAGUCCUAGUUCUGAGUUCGCUGGCUAAGCCGAGAAAGCUACAGGCUCGUGGGUCGGACGGUAAUAUCUACGGGUUGCUGGUCAAGCCCAAGGACGACUUGCGGACGGACCAGCGGCUAAUGGAAUUCAACGGCAUGAUCAACCGGUCCCUGAAGCGUGAUGCCGAAAGCAGUCGAAGGAGACUGUAUAUUCGAACCUAUGCUGUCACACCGCUGAACGAAGAGUGCGGCAUAAUCGAGUGGGUUGAUGGCCUGAAGACUCUCCGAGACAUCCUGCUCAACAUCUACAAGGCCAAAGGAAUCUCCCCUAACUACGGGCAAAUCCAGACGCUGAUGCGUGAUGCUGCAGCUGGAGAUGGCAAGAACAUCAAGGUGUUCACAGAUCAGGUACUUGCUAUGUUCCCCGCGGUGCUGCCCUUGUGGUUCGUGUCACAAUUUCCGGAGCCAUCAGCAUGGUUCGCUGCUCGUCUCAAAUACACAAGGUCCUGUGCGGUUAUGUCCAUGGUGGGCACAAUCCUGGGGCUGGGAGACCGGCACGGCGAGAACGUCCUGCUCGAGGAAGGGAAUGGUGGCGUCUUCCAUGUCGACUUCAACUGCCUCUUCGACAAGGGCCUCACGUUCGCGACUCCGGAGCGCGUACCGUUCCGACUGACGCACAACAUGAGAGCCGCCAUGGGCAUCUAUGGGCACGAGGGACCCUUCCGCAAGUGCAGCGAGCUUACUUUGAGCAUCCUCCGGCAGCAAGAGGAAACGCUGAUGACGAUUCUUGAGGCUUUCAUCUACGACCCAACGCUGGACCUCCAGAGGGACAAGAAGCGCGACCGGGUGGGUGGGCACGGCACGGUGAGGCUGAACCCGCACAGCGUCGUUGAGAGCAUUAAACGCAAGGUCAAGGGUUUGCUGCCAGAGGAGAGUAUCCCUCUGGGCGUGGAGGGGCAGGUAGAGGAGCUGAUCAAGCAGGCCAUCGACCCGAGGAACUUGACGGCAAUGUAUAUUGGGUGGUGUCCUUUUUUGUGA
Pyricularia grisea is the source of this 7389-nucleotide messenger RNA. RefSeq lists its product as uncharacterized. The record is from RefSeq and is a predicted model, not a curated record. Gene Ontology annotation, biological process: protein phosphorylation; DNA damage checkpoint signaling; telomere maintenance. The transcript has 11 exons. Bases 1 to 7389 code for a protein of 2462 amino acids. Gene Ontology annotation, molecular function: protein serine/threonine kinase activity; protein binding. NCBI's taxonomy places the organism in Eukaryota, Fungi, Ascomycota, Sordariomycetes, Magnaporthales, Pyriculariaceae. Gene Ontology annotation, cellular component: nucleus.